This is a messenger RNA of Rodentolepis nana, 546 nucleotides long. The record is from the annotation of a GenBank genome assembly. NCBI's taxonomy places the organism in Eukaryota, Metazoa, Platyhelminthes, Cestoda, Cyclophyllidea, Hymenolepididae.
AUUCGAGCGGGACUUCUCCGUACUUAUGCUAUGAUUGGCCAGGAGGGUGAGGACCAAUUAGAGGCAAGCAGUGCUGUCCAAUGGAAACCACUGCUCUAUGCAGUUUCUUUUCUCCAUACCAUUGUUCAAGAGAGACGCAAAUUCGGACCGAUAGGGUGGAACAUUCCCUAUGAGUUCAAUCAAGCAGAUUUCACUUCAACUGUUCAGUUUAUUCAGAAUCAUUUGGAUGAUAUGGAUGCGCAUAAGUGCUUGAGUUCACCUGAUAAGCUGACUUGGCAGGGUAUAUCUUGGGCGACUCUCCGAUACAUGAUCAGCGAGGUCCAAUAUGGUGGGCGAGUCACUGAUGAUUACGAUAAGCGUCUACUCAACACCUACGUGCAAGUGUGGUUUACAGAUCGUCUAUUUUCCGAUGAUUUCCGCUUCUACAAUGGAUAUGCCAUUCCGAAGGCACGAACUAUUGAGGAAUAUCAGGCUCGAAUUUCGGAACUGCCUGUUGUUGAUUCUCCAGAGUGCUUUGGAUUGCAUUCUAAUGCUGAUAUAACGUAG